AUGUUGGAAAGAUCUAAAACUGGUACGGGGAAGAAACGUAGUUGUUCACACAAAUAUUAUAUUAAAUUAGGAAAUAGAAAUAUACAAAUUUGCAGAAAUGGCUUUGCAUCUAUCCAUGGAAUAUCCAAAAAGCGUGUAGACAAUGUUGCUGAAGAGUAUCGGGAUCCUACUGUAACUACACCAGCUCAGCCUAAUCGUGGAAAACAUCAAAAUAGACCAAAUCGUAUUCCAAGUGAAUGGGUUUCUAAAGUUGACUUUCAUAUUAUAAGUUUCCCACGUCGCGAGUCACACUACAGUAGAAAUAAAAGCUCACGUUAUUAUCUGUCUCCAGAGUUGAACAUUAAAAGGAUGUACGAGUUAUAUUUGAAAAAGCAUGAGCUUGGUCUUGAAGCAUCUGCUAAGCCUAUAGUAUCAUUUAAUUUUUACUACAGAUACUUUAAACAAAAUUUUAAAUACAGUUUUGGGUCACCUCGUUCAGAUACUUGCAAGAAGUGCGACAUGCUGAGUAACAAACUAAAAGAUAAGACAUUGGAUAGCGAUGAAACCCAACAAAUACAGAUAGAGAAGAGUCUUCAUCAAGCCAAGGCCGACACUUUUUUUGUUGAUUUAAAAGAGAAGAGUCAACUUGCUCUUAAUAAUGAAGAAUGCGAAGUAUUAACAUUUGAUUAUCAGCAGAAUAUGCCAUUACCUAAAAUUCCAGCAGGUGAAGCAUUUUAUAAACGUCAACUUUGGGCAUAUAAUUUUUGUAUUCAUUCAGCAAAAACAGGGAUUGCUCACUUUUAUUUAUAUGACGAAACCAUAGGCCGAAAAUCACCAAACGAAGUCAUAUCUUUUAUAAAUCACUACAUAAAUGACAUUUUACCAAGCACAGUUAAAGUACUGUAUUUAUUUUCUGAUAACGCAGCAGCACAAAAUAAUAACUCGACUUUAGUUCAGUAUCUAUAUACGCUUAUGCGGUGUUCAUCUUUUGAGAAGAUUGUUCAUCGAUUUCCAGAACCAGGACACAGCUUCUUACCGUGUGAUCGGUGUUUCGGCGUAAUAGAAAAGUUUAAUAGAAGGAAAGAUUACAUAUUUACGACUUCUGAAUAUGCCGAUUGUAUUACGCAAGCAUCUAAAAAUUUCAAAGUUGUAAAUGCAAGUCAAAAUAUGAUACUUAACUUCAGCCAACAUUAUGAGAGUCAUUUCAAAAAAGUAAGAACAAAUACAGAGAAGAUUCGAUUCAAAAUAUCUCAAUAUCGUAUUUUUGAAUAUAGUAAAGACCACAUUGAAACUAUUGCAGUCAGUGUUACAACGGGAACGCCAGUAUUUGAUUAUUUUCCUAUAAUGAGAAAUGCUCAAGCCCAACUAUCAGUUCUGCCUCAGAAACCGCUGUAUGAUUUUGGAAAACCGUUGAAAAAGGCUAAAUACAACGAUGUUAUGCAGUUAGUAAAGAACUAUGUUCCACCAAAUAAACUAUAUUUCUACAGGGCCCUUAAAAGUGAAGCUGUCGGACCAACAGAUGGUAUUUCUAGCGAAGACGACGAUGAUCAAGCUGAAGUUAACCUUUAA
Molecule: messenger RNA, 1548 nt
Organism: Parnassius apollo (apollo)
Lineage: Eukaryota; Metazoa; Arthropoda; Insecta; Lepidoptera; Papilionidae
Source: the annotation of a GenBank genome assembly